GCUGUAAGUACGUUGGUGGAAGAUGAGCGAAGACGGAGAACAAUUAACCUAUGGCGAGAGAGUGAAGAUCAACGUUGGAGGAGUCAUCUUUGAGACGUCGUUAUCCACUCUUACUAGGAUGAAUGACACUGUCCUGUCUGCUAUGGUUGCUAAUCGAUGGCGGAUGCAAGAAGAGUUGUUUGUUGACAGAGAUCCGACGCAUUUUGCAAAAGUUUUGAAUUACCUUCGUGAUGGAGACAAUUUUUCUCCUCCUAUAGAUGAAGACGCUCGUGAAAGUCUUCGAAGGGAAGCUGAGUUUUAUAAUUUGCCUGGCCUUGCCAAGAUGUGCUUACCCGAAGUUUUCCGGGUUGGCGACAGAGUGCAGUGGAAGGAGAAUGCUGUAGAAUCAUACUGGCAAUCCUUUGUAAGGUAUGCCGGAUAUCGAGAGACAACUAAAUGGCUUGAAUGCUUUGGUUGUGGAAAUGAAGUUGAGCGAUGUGUGGGAGCAAUACAGGAACGAGAAAUGGAAGACGGAGCAGCGAUUAAUUAUGAGAAUUGGAUACCAUUGAAGCAUCAUAUGCCAUUCAUGAAAGGGAAAGUAACGAAGCUCGUUUUCAACACAUGUUGUUGCGUGAAAUGGGACAAUCAGUGGGACACACAUUUACCAAAGUCAGCACUGCGACUGGCAAAUCCGAGACUCUAACUAUUAUGACUUUUUGGCCAUAACUGCUAUGGCAUUUCUACAUGUAUUUGAUGUCCUUCACAAACAACAAAC
Molecule: messenger RNA, 754 nt
Organism: Cylicocyclus nassatus
Lineage: Eukaryota; Metazoa; Nematoda; Chromadorea; Rhabditida; Strongylidae
Source: the annotation of a GenBank genome assembly